Oncorhynchus kisutch (coho salmon) is the source of this 2057-nucleotide messenger RNA. Its product is annotated as putative C-type lectin domain family 20 member A. NCBI's taxonomy places the organism in Eukaryota, Metazoa, Chordata, Actinopteri, Salmoniformes, Salmonidae. The transcript has 5 exons. The record is from RefSeq and is a predicted model, not a curated record. The coding region runs from base 609 to 2057 and encodes 482 amino acids.
GUCACGCCCUGACCCUCCGGGUUUCUCUAUGGUGUUUUAGGUCAGGGCGUGACUAGGGGGUGUUCUAGUCUGUAUUUUCUAUGUUGGUGUAUUAGUGUGGAUCCCAAUUAGGGGCAGCUGUUUAUCGUUGUCUCUAAUUGGGGAUCAUACUUAAGUUGUUCAUUGUUCCCACCUGCUUUGUGAGAUAUUGUUUCAGUUAGUGUCUAAGUGCGAGUUGUACUUCACGUUCGUUGUAUGUUUGUAGUUUCACUUUGUAUUAAAAUAUGUGGAACUCAACUCACGCUGUGCCUUGGUCCACUCAUUUAAACGAUUGUGACAGAAUAUCCCACCACCCAAGGACCAAGCAGCGUGCCAUGGAGGGAAAGAAGAGUUGGACAUGGGAGGAAAUCCUAGGAGGAUGUGAGACCCUUCCUUGGAGGGAGUCGCCAAGGAUUAUAGGAGGACAGCGACGAUGCCGGGGUCCACGGCCACAGAAACCCCAAUAGAGACAAUUUUGGGGGGGGGGGGGGGGCACAAGGGGCGGUCGGUCGAGCCGAGAGCCAGAGCCCGUCUGGGGGUCGAUGGAGCAAUUUAAGGAGUGAUAUCGGAGAGAGGUGUUAGCGAGGAGUAUGCUGCUGCACAGGCGUUUGGAAGAGCGUGUCAUCAGUCCAGUGAAACCUGUGCCGGCUCCACGCACCAGGCCUCCAGUGCACCUCCCCAUCCCGAUACGUCCUGUGCCGGCUCCCCGCACUCGCCCUGAAGAGCGUGUCAUCAGUCCAGUGAAACCUGUGCUGGCUCCACGCACCAGGCCUCCAGUGCACCUCCCCAGCCCGAUACGUCCUGUGCCGGCUCCCCAAACUCGCCCUGAAGAGCGUGUCAUCAGUCCAGUGAAACCUGUGCCGGCUCCACGCACCAGGCCUCCAGUGCGCCUCCCCAGCCCGAUACGUCCUGUGCCGGCUCCCCACACUCGCCCUGAAGAGCGUGUCAUCAGUCCAGUGCUACCUGUGCCGGCUCCACGCACCAGGCCUCCAGUGCCCCUCCCCAGCCCGAUACGUCCUGUGCCGGCUCCCCACACUCGCCCUGAAGAGCGUGUCAUCAGUCCAGUGAAACCUGUGCUGGCUCCACGCACCAGACCUCCACUGCGCUAUGUACUUCACGUUCGUUUCACCUACUCAGCCAAAAAGUACAGCCUCGUCCUUGAGGAGAAAAACUGGACUGAAGCACAAGAGUACUGCAGACAACACUACACAAACCUGUCCAUCAUACACACAGAAGAGGAUUGGAAGGCAAUUCAAUCUUCUUUGGGUAAUUUCAUCGGUGAUGUGUGGAUUGGGCUCCAUAGGCCUGGUUCAACUGAAAAGUGGAAGUGGUCUGAUGGAGAGGACUUCAUGUUCUUUAACUGGGAAAAUGGUUUUGGUGUCCACGCCGUGGGUCAUGACUGUGUCUUGUCUAUUUCAUCUCACUGGCAACCAGUCUCUUGUGCAACUCAAAGACAGUAUAUGUGUCAACGAGAAGUUCAUCGUGGUAAUGGAACAACAGAGAAGGUGUAUGAGCUGAUGCCUGGGACAAAGAUGCAGCAGGAUGCUCUGAAAGACUGCAAGAGCAAAAGCAGAGGUCUGGCAAGUAUCCUGAACCAGAAGGAACAGGAAGCCUUUGAUGAGGUGACUGAAGGGGACACCUGGAUUGGACUUGAGCACAACAACAGCAACACACUAUGGGAAUGGUCAAAUGGAGAACCAUUUCAGCAAUGGGAAAACACCAGGGUAGAUGGAAACUGUGUACAGCUGAACAGAAAAUGGAGACCAAAAGAUUGCUCUCGUCAAAGUGCUUUCCUUUGCUAUGGAGAUGAACAUCCACUUAACAACACCGGGGAUUUAAACACUCCUGUUACACCUGAAACCACCAGCCCUACUUCAACUGGACCUCCGUCUACAGAAAUGUUUACCACAACACCUACCACCUCACCAACUACCACUACUAAUGGACAGUCCACCACCUCACCAACUACCACUACUAAUGGACAGUCCACCACCUCACCAACUACCACUACUAUCCACCACCUCACCAAUUACCACUAG